CCAGCACCAGACAUCCAAAAUGACCAGAGCCACACGCAGAGAGGCCUUAUCAAUACAGAACCGUCUGGACCACCUUUCGGAAGCUUGCAAAUCAUUUUACUCGAAAUCAGUAAAAAUACGACACACGUCUAUUCGAAUCCUGACGUAUCAGAAGCUGAUAUAAAGGCAACAAAAAUCUGAUUCGGAUUGCUUUACUUCUUUUUCACAGCUUGCUCACGAGAAACUCAUUCCAUAAAGAGAGAUUUCUUGCAAUUUUUAUAGAGAUCAUAGUAGUUAACUUAUUGGAGUAACGUUACGAUGAAUUCCUCAGCUCCAUCUCCUUCUUUAUCUUACAAUUCCUUCGUCGAAUUCUGGAGGACAGCCAAGAUUGAUCAGUUUUUUCUAGGAGAAUUAUUGGCUUUUGUGAUCGGGUUCAUGGUUUUGUAUAGUUUUUUCAGAAAGAGGGAGAAAAAUAAUAGUUCUGCUUCCGCGGAGAAUACCAGAGGCCUUAGUAAUGAUCAUGCUAAUGAUCUUACAACGCGUAGUUCUGAAAGUGAUGCUGCUGGAAAUGCAGAUGUUAUCGUUGUAGGCGCGGGAGUUGCUGGUUCUGCUCUUGCCUACACUCUUGCAAAGGAUGGCAGGAGGGUUCAUGUGAUCGAGAGGGAUUUGACCGAGCAAGAUAGAAUUGUAGGCGAACUUCUACAACCAGGAGGUUACUUGAAAUUAAUUGAAUUAGGACUCGAGGAAUGUGUGAAUGAAAUCGAUGCACAGCAAGUUUUCGGAUAUGCUCUGUACAUGGAUGGCAAAAAUACUAAACUUUCUUAUCCGUUGGAGAAAUACGACAAGGAUGUAGCAGGAAGAAGCUUCCAUAAUGGGCGCUUUGUUCAACGGAUGAGGGAAAAGGCAGCAUCACUUCCCAAUGUAAGAAUGGAACAAGGGACGGUGACAUCAUUGGUUGAGCAUAAAGGAACCGUAAGAGGGGUGCAAUACAAAACCAAGAAUGGCGAAGAACUGUCAGCAUACGCCCCUCUGACGAUUGUAUGUGAUGGCUGUUUUUCAAAUCUUCGACGAGCCCUCUGCAAUCCUAAGGUGGAGGUGCCAUCGUCUUUUGUUGGUUUAAUUUUGGAAAAUAUUAAUCUUCCGCACAUAAACCAUGGACAUGUUAUCCUAGCGGAUCCUUCUCCAAUCUUGUUCUAUAAAAUCAGUAGCACAGAAAUUCGCUGUUUGGUUGAUGUGCCUGGGCAAAAAGUGCCAUCGGUUACUAGUGGUGAAUUAGGCCGCUAUUUGAAGACAGUAGUAGCUCCACAGAUUCCCCCGGAGCUGUAUGAUUCUUUCAUAGCCGCAGUUGACAAAGGGAACAUAAGGACAAUGCCAAACAGAAGCAUGCCUGCUGAUCCUCAACCUACUCCCGGGGCACUUCUUUUAGGCGACGCUUUCAAUAUGCGACAUCCUCUGACAGGAGGAGGAAUGACUGUUGCUCUGUCUGAUAUUGUCUUAAUCCGGAACCUCCUGAGACCAUUACGCGAUCUCCAUGACUCAGAAACUCUAUGCAAGUAUCUGGAAUCAUUCUACACCCUUCGCAAGCCUGUGGCAUCUACUAUUAACACAUUAGCCGGUGCACUCUACAAAGUCUUUUGUGCAUCAUCUGACAAAGCAAGACAAGAAAUGCGCAAUGCAUGCUUCGACUAUCUGAGCCUCGGAGGGAUCUGCUCAGAAGGUCCAGUGGCCUUACUUUCUGGUCUAAAUCCGCGGCCACUCAGCUUAUUUCUCCACUUCUUUGCUGUCGCGAUAUAUGGCGUCGGACGCUUACUAAUCCCCUUUCCAUCACCACAAAAAUUGUGGCUCGGUGCUAGAUUAAUCUCAGGUGCAUGCAAGAUAAUUUUUCCGAUAAUAAAGUCCGAAGGCGUUCGACAAAUGUUCUUCCCCGCAACGGUUCCUGCAUACUACAGAGCUCCUCCUGUGUUUUAAGCUUUUGGCCAUCUCUUGUGUUAUCAGAAUGUGGCAACCUGGAGUCAUUUUUUUCUUCUUAGAACAUUCGAUAUUGUAUAAAAAUAUCUGUAUGUUCACUUUCAAUGAAAUUAAAUAAGAAUGAUAAUCAAAAUAA
Messenger RNA from Daucus carota subsp. sativus, 2083 nucleotides. RefSeq names its product squalene monooxygenase SE1. Gene Ontology annotation, cellular component: membrane; endoplasmic reticulum. The transcript has 8 exons. Gene Ontology annotation, molecular function: squalene monooxygenase activity; flavin adenine dinucleotide binding. Bases 298 to 1947 code for a protein of 549 amino acids. Gene Ontology annotation, biological process: sterol biosynthetic process. The record is from RefSeq and is a predicted model, not a curated record. Lineage: Eukaryota; Viridiplantae; Streptophyta; Magnoliopsida; Apiales; Apiaceae.